UGGCCCGCCGCUCAUUCCCUCCGCUGGGAGCCGGUAACCACGGUCCGUUCACACGGCCGGAACAUCCGCGGGAGCGGGGUGUGUGGCUGCGCCGCCGCCGCGGCCGAGGGUCUCGCGGUCACCGGCGCCCCCGCCGACAGCGCCGCACACGCGGAGCGCCUUAUAAGGCAGAACAGUGACGUAACGCCCAUAGGCCGGGCGCGCUCAGCGCCCCGCUCGCAUUGUUCGGGCGACUCCCGGAGCGCGCACAGCCGGCUCGCAGCGCGGCACUACAGCGGCCCCGGCCCGGCCCCCGCCCGGCCCCGGCGCAGGCAGCUCAGAUUAAAGAAGCUAAUUGAUCAAGAAAUCAAGUCUCAGGAGGAGAAGGAGCAAGAAAAGGAGAAAAGGGUCACCACCCUGAAAGAGGAGCUGACCAAGCUGAAGUCUUUUGCUUUGAUGGUGGUGGAUGAACAACAAAGGCUGACGGCACAGCUCACCCUUCAAAGACAGAAAAUCCAAGAGCUGACCACAAAUGCAAAGGAAACACAUACCAAACUAGCCCUUGCUGAAGCCAGAGUUCAGGAGGAAGAGCAGAAGGCAACCAGACUAGAGAAGGAACUCCAAACACAGACCACAAAGUUUCACCAGGACCAAGACACAAUUAUGGCGAAGCUCACCAAUGAGGACAGUCAAAAUCGCCAGCUUCAACAAAAGCUGGCAGCACUCAGCCGGCAGAUUGAUGAGUUAGAAGAGACAAACAGGUCUUUACGAAAAGCAGAAGAGGAGCUGCAAGAUAUAAAAGAAAAAAUCAGUAAGGGAGAAUAUGGAAAUGCUGGUAUCAUGGCUGAAGUGGAAGAGCUCAGGAAACGUGUGCUAGAUAUGGAAGGGAAAGAUGAAGAGCUCAUAAAAAUGGAGGAGCAGUGCAGAGAUCUCAAUAAGAGGCUUGAAAGGGAGACACUACAGAGUAAAGACUUUAAACUAGAGGUUGAAAAACUCAGUAAAAGAAUUAUGGCUCUGGAAAAGUUAGAAGAUGCUUUCAACAAAAGCAAACAAGAAUGCUACUCUCUGAAAUGCAAUUUAGAAAAAGAAAGGAUGACCACAAAGCAGUUGUCUCAAGAACUGGAGAGUUUAAAAGUAAGGAUCAAAGAGCUAGAAGCCAUUGAAAGUCGGCUAGAAAAGACAGAAUUCACUCUAAAAGAGGAUUUAACUAAACUGAAAACAUUAACUGUGAUGUUUGUAGAUGAACGGAAAACAAUGAGUGAAAAAUUAAAGAAAACUGAAGAUAAAUUACAAGCUGCUGCUUCUCAGCUUCAAGUGGAGCAAAAUAAAGUAACAACAGUUACUGAGAAGUUAAUUGAGGAAACUAAAAGGGCGCUCAAGUCCAAAACCGAUGUAGAAGAAAAGAUGUACAGCGUAACCAAGGAGAGAGAUGAUUUAAAAAACAAAUUGAAAGCGGAAGAAGAGAAAGGAAAUGAUCUCCUGUCAAGAGUUAAUAUGUUGAAAAAUAGGCUUCAGUCAUUGGAAGCAAUUGAGAAAGAUUUCCUAAAAAACAAAUUAAAUCAAGACUCUGGGAAAUCCACAACAGCAUUACACCAAGAAAACAAUAAGAUUAAGGAGCUCUCUCAAGAAGUGGAAAGACUGAAACUGAAGCUAAAGGACAUGAAAGCCAUUGAGGAUGACCUCAUGAAAACAGAAGAUGAAUAUGAGACUCUAGAACGAAGGUAUGCUAAUGAACGAGACAAAGCUCAAUUUUUAUCUAAAGAGCUGGAACAUGUUAAAAUGGAACUUGCUAAGUACAAGUUAGCAGAAAAGACAGAGACCAGCCAUGAACAAUCGCUUUUCAAAAGGCUUCAAGAAGAAGAAGCUAAGUCAGGGCACCUCUCAAGAGAAGUGGAUGCAUUAAAAGAGAAAAUUCAUGAAUACAUGGCAACUGAAGACCUAAUAUGUCACCUCCAGGGAGAUCACUCAGUCCUGCAAAAAAAACUAAAUCAACAAGAAAACAGGAACAGAGAUUUAGGAAGAGAGAUUGAAAACCUCACUAAGGAGUUAGAGAGGUACCGGCAUUUCAGUAAGAGCCUCAGGCCUAGUCUCAAUGGAAGAAGAAUUUCCGAUCCUCAAGUAUUUUCUAAAGAAGUUCAGACAGAAGCAGUAGACAAUGAACCACCUGAUUACAAGAGCCUCAUUCCUCUGGAACGUGCCGUCAUCAAUGGUCAGUUAUAUGAGGAGAGUGAGGAUCAAGACGAGGACCCUAAUGAUGAGGGAUCUGUGCUGUCCUUCAAAUGCAGCCAGUCUACUCCACGUCCUGUUAACAGAAAGCUAUGGAUUCCCUGGAUGAAAUCCAAGGAGGGCCAUCCUCAGAAUGGAAAAAUACAAACUAAACCCAAUGCCAGCUUUGUGCAACCUGGAGAUCUAGUCCUAAGCCACACACCUGGGCAGCCACUUCAUAUAAAGGUUACUCCAGACCAUGUGCAAAACACAGCCACUCUUGAAAUCACAAGUCCGACCACAGAGAAUCCUCACUCUUACACGAGUACUGCAGUGAUACCGAACUGUGGCACGCCAAAGCAAAGGAUAACCAUCCUCCAAAACGCCUCCAUAACACCAGUAAAGUCCAAAACCUCUACCGAAGACCUCAUGAAUUUAGAACAAGGCAUGUCCCCAAUUACCAUGGCAACCUUUGCCAGAGCACAGACCCCAGAGUCUUGUGGUUCUCUAACUCCAGAAAGGACAAUGUCCCCUAUUCAGGUUUUGGCCGUGACUGGUUCAGCUAGCUCUCCUGAGCAGGGACGCUCCCCAGAACCAAUAGAAAUCAGUGCCAAGCAUGCGAUAUUCAGAGUCUCCCCGGACCGGCAGUCAUCAUGGCAGUUUCAGCGUUCAAACAGUAAUAGCUCAAGUGUGAUAACUACUGAGGAUAAUAAAAUCCACAUUCACUUAGGAAGUCCUUACAUGCAAGCUGUAGCCAGCCCUGUGAGACCUGCCAGCCCUUCAGCACCACUGCAGGAUAACCGAACUCAAGGCUUAAUUAACGGGGCACUAAACAAAACAACCAAUAAAGUCACCAGCAGUAUUACUAUCACACCAACAGCCACACCUCUUCCUCGACAAUCACAAAUUACAAUCAAGGAGGUAUGCAAGCAGAGAAUCCCAACAUGGAUCCCUCAACCAAAAUCUACAGGCAUCACCAAGAUUUCCACUAAAGCCCCCACAGUGCCUAUGGAUAAGCCUAUUUACCAAAAUGGCUGUGGAAAGCUACACAUCGUGAGAACUGUUACCUCCAACACUUUCCUCCAUGUGGGAGGGAGAAGGUAACUCAUACCAAUGCACGGCCUGGAUACAUUCAUCUACAGAAAUAUGUGGAAAGCUAAAAUUACCACUAUGAAAGGCCAAAGGACCAUCUCUACAGGAAAUGGUGAAGCAGCUUGGUGGACCUGAUGAAGAUCAUCCCCAAAAAAGCAGCACAUCUACAAUUAUUUUACUUCUAUAUGUGUAUGUGCACAUACAAACACUCACAGGCCUAGACCCACACCCAAAUCUACCCAUUUCCUCAUCCUACAUAUAAUCUAACCCAAAGAUGAACUAUCUAGAGUCAGCCUGGGAUAGGACUGAAUUCACUAGAACAGUUCAAGAGUUUUCUGGUGAAAACAGAAGUAAUUCUUCAUUCUACAGAACUUUGCUGAUUAAUCACAUUUUGCUAAGAAAAGGUGAUAGCAAAAAUUCCUAAUCUGAGUCAAGAAAAUCAGAGUAUUUCCAUCAAGAUGACAGGACAAUUAAAAUCCCACUUUAAGGUCUAAAACUAUGAUUUCUUUAUGACCAGGAGGGAAAAACCAAAGUGAUAAUUCUUAAAGGAGGAAAAGCAUAACAAAAGUGAGUAACAGCUGAAUAUGUCCUUUGUGCAGAAUACCUGACAAUCACUGGUGUAGUAAGCAUACCUGAUCACUGGCACUUAGUCUCAGUAACACUGAGAUAUUUUAGGGAGAUAUGAAUCAAUGUUCCAGGUGCUCGAAAAAAAUACACAAUUUAUCAUCUCACAGGACAUUGUUUAUUCAUAUCUCUUCUCUGAAUAAACACUAUCGAAAAUCAGUUGAUUCAACAAAAGCUUGGGGUUAGGAGACUCAAAUUCCAAUCCUAGAUUUUCAUUCAUGUGACAACGAUCUUUGCAUUCAUCAAUCUAAGCCUUGAGUUUCCACAUGUAAAACAGGAAAGUGAAAUAAUUCCUCAGGUCCCUUCCAGUUCUGAUAACCUAUGAAUAUGUCCAACUAUUAAUACAAAAUGUUGAAUUCAAACAUUCAUCUAUAAGGCUAGACACAGUCCCCUGGCAGAAAGCUAAAGCACUUCUUUUCAUCACACUGAAAACUCUCUCAUUGAAUUGAGAGAAAGGUGUGCCUAUAAUUCAGUGUGGACAGAGUAAUACAGGACGUUUUAAGACAAGGCAUGUUUGACACAAAAGGCAGUUCAAAAAACAUUUAAAAAAGCUUCAAUCGAGGGGGGAAAAAAUCAAUGGAACGACACUAAACAUUUUUUGUGAUCCUUCACUAAAAACUGGAAGCAUGACCCUGGAAGAAAUCCUCAUAGUUAAGGACUGCUUUAGCCAGCUGCCCUGGGUUGGAGCCAGCAGAGCAAGAGCAAAGGAACUCCCAUUCCCCAUACUUAUCUAACUAAGUCCGCCUCAUUACACUAAUGCCACUGUACAAACACCUCCAGGCCCCUGCAAUUUCAAGGAGGAGAAGGAGCUAGAGGCCUGGGCAGCAUUGAAAGGGAUGAUGGGCAGCAUUGAGAGGGAUGAUGGGCAGCGUUGAAAGGGAUGAUGGGAAGCAUUGAGAGGGAUGAUGUGCAGCAGUCCCAGCAGGCAAGUGGCAGAGGGCAGUAGGGGGAGGUCAAAUGAAUUAAAAGCCUGAAAUGGAAAAGUCUAAGUGAAAGGAGAGCAGGAAGAGAAUAGUAGAAGGGGAUGGACUACAAAAGAAGGUGAAGACUGGGCAUGGUGGCUCACACCAGUAACCCCAGCACUUUGGGAAGCUGAGGUGAGAGGAUUGCUUGAGGCCAGGAGCUCAAGACCAGUCUGGGCAACUUGGCAAGACCUUGUCUCUCCGAAAAGAAAAAAAAAAAAAGCCAGGUGUGGUGGUGCACACCUGUAGUCCUAGCUACUUAGGAGGAAGAGGCAAGAGGAUUGUUUGAGCCCAGAAGUCCGAGGCUGCAGUGAGCAUGAUCACACCACUGCACUCCAGCCCGACUGACAGAGCAAGAUCUUGUUUGUGUGUGGGGGGGGUGGGGGGGGAAGGGUGCAGUGAUGAAGCUCUACCAUAAAAAAAAAAAAUACAUGUAUGUAGAGAGUGCUGAGUACUGUGCCUCACAUAGAGCAGGUAUUUGAUAAACCUAGAGUGAAUAGAGAAUGAGUAAAUGAAGAAGAGAAGGUCAUUCAGUCAAGACAUUUUCUCACUUGAGAAAACAUGCUAAGAGACAGCAAUGGUGUAUGACAGGGUUAGGAAAAGUAGUUAUGCCCAGGUGACAGUCAACAUUGGUAAUUAUGCUAAUAGAAAAAAAACCCAUUGGAAUCCCUUAGUGAAAACCAAACAGGUUGAAAGGAAGCAUAAAACAGGAAAAACAACAUGCACUAACAAUAGUCCCAGAAAAACAAAAUACCUUGGGAAAAAUUUUACUCUGAAGAGAAGCACAAAAUACGUUGUAUGUUGAAGAUUUCAAAAUUGUUUUCUCCCAUGUCAGGAGACUUCCUAAAGUACAUUUUUAUCCAAGCUAGCAUAAGUUUAAGAGGAAGCACAAAAAGAGGGACAAGAUAGUACACAAAGUACUAAAAAAUUUGGGUAGAAGCCGGGCACGGUGGCUCACGCCCGUAAUCCCAGCACUUUGGGAGUCUGAGGCGGGUGGAUCACCUGAGGUCAGGAGUUCGAGACCAGCUUCACCAACGUGGAGAAACCUCGUCUCUACUAAAAAUGCAAAAUUAGCUGGGCAUGGUGGCACAUGCCUGUAAUCCCAGCUACUCUGGAGGCUGAGGCAGAAGAAUCUGCUUGAACCCAGGAGGCAGAGGUUGCAGUGAGCCGAGAUCACGUCACUCCAGCCUGGGCAGUAAGAGCAAAACUCUGUCUCAAAUGAAAAAAAAAAAAUUGGGGUAGAAAAAUGUCGACACUUCUAUGGGAACCAGCAGAAACUCAUCUUUAAAUGGUAAUGCAGUUCUAAUCCCAUUAAGACAAAAGUCUUCAAAGUAAAGUUAUAUUGGCCGGGUGCGGUGACUCACACCUGUAAUCCCAGCACUUUGGGAGGCCAAGGCGGGCAGAUCACACGAGGCCAGGAGUUUGAGGCCAGUCUGGUCAACAUGGUGAAACUCCAUCUCUAUUAAAAACACAAAAAUUAGCUGGGCUUGGUGGUGCAUGGCUGUAAUCCCAGCUACUCAGGAGGCUGAGGCAUGAGAAUCACUUGAGUCUGGGAGGCAGAGGGUACAGUGGGCCAAGAUCAUGCCACUGCACUAUAGCCUUGGUGACAGAGUGAGACGCUGUCUCAAAAUAAUAAUAAUAAACAAAGUUAUAUUUUAACAAAAGGAUUAACAACCAAAAACCAAGCUUAUUUCAAGCAAUAUGUAUUAAUAAUAUAAUAAAAACGCAAAUACAACUAUAAAGUGAGAAUACUAUUUGGAGUUCAAAACAGUAAUAUCUGACCUAUAUGUAACACAACUGAAAUAUAAAGAAUCUUGCCUCCUGGGCAUGUUGUUUCCGCAACAGUGUGGCCUCUGAAGAACAAUGAAAAUAAAAGAAGCUGACCUAAUAAUUCUAGAGUGAUUUCACUUGAUGAAUUGUUUUAAAGUAAGCAGAUAAAAAUCCAAGUGAGUGAAAACAAAUCCAAUUUGUAAUAAAAAUGUUAAAAACCUGAUACUUUUAAGCUGAAGUCUUUUCCUGGUCCUUCAUUUAUUUACCUUCAAGGUUUCUGAACUAAUCUUGAGAUAUUUUAGAAUCAAAUAUCUGAUUUUAACAGAUAUGUGACUGGUCUAAUACAUGGCUGAUAAUUACUAAGUAACGGAGUAACUAAGGUAAAACACAAUUCUCUCUGGAUUUGUUUCAAAUUUCUUCUCCUGAAGACACGUGACAUACAAUUCAUGAUGUGACUUUGAGUUUGGGGCAGCGUUUGCAAACUGUGGUUCACAGGCCAAAUUCAAUCCACUGUGAAUGUUGAAAAACAAUCAAAAUAAGACUAUUUUGCGAUGUGAAAUUAAAUAAAAUUCAAAUACUGUUGUCCAUAAAUAAAAUUUUAUUGGAA
This is a messenger RNA of Pongo pygmaeus (Bornean orangutan), 7239 nucleotides long. RefSeq names its product filamin A-interacting protein 1-like. The coding region runs from base 436 to 3288 and encodes 950 amino acids. The record is from RefSeq and is a predicted model, not a curated record. NCBI's taxonomy places the organism in Eukaryota, Metazoa, Chordata, Mammalia, Primates, Hominidae. The transcript has 3 exons.